AUGGCGGAACUCAUGGCCAUGGGCAGUGAUGUUGUUCAUGUUGCAGUGAAGAAUGAUGUGAGGGAGAGCAGAUCAACUCUGCUUUGGGCUUUAAAAAACUUUGGCGCCAAGAAAGUCUGCAUUCUCCAUGUUUAUCAGCCAAAAACUGCUUCUCCUGCUGGUAAUCGUCAUUAUUUCAAGCCGCAAUUGACGAAAGAUCAAUUGCCAAUUGUUAAUGUUUGUUUAAAGGCUAUAAAGAUGAUUCAGAUGAUUUGUGUUGCUUUUGAUAUGUUAGCUCGCAAACUUGAAGAAUUGGAGGCUAUCAUGUACGAGACAUUACAUGAUUAUUUUGAUCUUUGUCAACAAGAAGGGGUGAAUGAGGACGAUAUUUACAUAUCAUGUAUAGAGAUGAACGAUGUGAAGCAAGGGAUAUUAGAACUCAUCCAUGAGAGCAAAAUCAAGAAGCUCGUCAUGGGAGCUGCAUCAGAUCAUCAUUACACAGAGAAGAUGUUCGAACUCAAAUCCAGAAAAGCUAAGUAUGUCUACCAACACGCGCCUAGCUCAUGCGAGGUUAUGUUUAUGUGUGAUGGACAUCUCAUCUACACAAAGGAAGCCACUCUUGAAGACCAUGUGGAUGAAACAGAAGCCGAAGCUGGACAAUUGAAACCGAAACGUUAUUCCUCUGCUUCACCGAAAUGCUCUGCAGAAUUGGUCUCUGCAAUUGUAGCUUACAUUGACACAAGGAGAGACAGAGACAUGUUAGAGCCAACUGCAUCAGAAGAUCAAUCUGAAAGCGACAGGAAUGAUCAACUGUAUAGACAGCUUAAGCAAGCACUUAUGGAAGUUGAGGAAUCGAAAAGAGAAGCGUACGAAGAAUGUGUCAGGCGGUUUAAAGCUGAAAAUACUGCAGUUGAGGCCAUUCGAAGUGCAAGAGAGUACGAGGCCAUGUACAAUGAAGAGGUGAGGCUACGGAAAGAAAGUAAAGACGCCUUAGCAAAACAGAGGAAAAUGGUGGAGAAGACUAAGCAAGAGAGGGACGAUGCACUUAUCAUCAUUCUGAAUGGAAGGAAGCUAUACAAUGAGGAACUGAGACGCAGAGUUGAAGCUGAAGAUAUGUUGGGAAAAGAGAAAGAAGAACACGAGAAAACUAAGAAGGAGAUUGAAGAAGUGCGAGUCAUUGUUCAGGACGGUAUGCAGCUGUACAAUGAGCAGCUGAGACAGAGGAAAGAGAUGGAGGAAUCUAUAAAGAGACAAGAGGAAGAGCUCGAGAAGAUAAAGAAGGAGAAGGAAGAAGCGUGCUUGAUAAGCAAGAACUUGAUGCAGCUAUAUGAAGACGAGGUGAUCGAUCUUAGAUUUAAUUUUAGAAACUAG
This is a messenger RNA of Camelina sativa (false flax), 1350 nucleotides long. NCBI's taxonomy places the organism in Eukaryota, Viridiplantae, Streptophyta, Magnoliopsida, Brassicales, Brassicaceae. The record is from RefSeq and is a predicted model, not a curated record.